Messenger RNA from Rubroshorea leprosula, 1031 nucleotides. The record is from the annotation of a GenBank genome assembly. NCBI's taxonomy places the organism in Eukaryota, Viridiplantae, Streptophyta, Magnoliopsida, Malvales, Dipterocarpaceae.
CUAAAUCUCACCGUCAAAUCUUCAUUGCACAUUGUGAUCAAUAAAGUGAAAAAUCCAGGGUAACCUUAUCAUGUCUCCACCCAAAAAAAAUAGCAUUAAGUCCUUUUAAAAUGCUUCAACCCAUAAAUGAAAUAGCCAUCAUAAGCAUCUCCCUUACUAGGAACCUCACCGGAGAACAGAACCCAAGUUGAUACUCGUCGAUCGGGAAACAGUAUGGGUGAGAAGCCAGGGUGUUGCAAGUGCUGCUGCAGCUUCAUCUUCACCUCAGGCCUGAGCGCUCUCUUCAUGUGGCUGAGCCUCCGAGCUGAUAACCCCAAAUGCUCCGUCGACUACUUCUACCUGCCGGCGCUCAACAGAACCCUGAACUCCACUACCAAUUCCACGUUGUACUUCAAUCUGAAGCUGGCAAACCCCAAUAAGGACAAGGGUAUUAACUACGACGACGUGAAGGUCAACGUCACCGUGUUCGACACCGUGGGAAACGGGUCCCAGUCGUCCCAACUCCUCGGGGACACUACGAUCCAGCGCUUUUACCAGGGGCAUAAAAAGACGGCUAAGAAACCGGGUCAUGUGGACUACAACAUGACGGUGGUUAACCAGGGAAUUUUCACUAACGGGACGGCCUUUUUCCGGAUAGAUUUGGUGACCGCCGUGAGGUUCAAGAUCAUGUUUUGGAGGACUAAGAGGCAUAAGAUCAUGGUGGGGGCAAAAGUAGUAGUCGAUGGGAAUGGUUCUAUGGUUCUUGCAAAGAAGAAGAAGGACAUCCCACUCGGUUCCAUGGCUCCAAAGCAGGGAUGCUGCAGCUUGGUUCUGCUGAUUCUGGUGAAUUUUCUGGUCUUGAUUAAUUUGGUUAAUUUUUGAUGAGUUUUUCUUGCUUUUAGCUUUGUCUGGGCUUUUGAUUUUUUUUUUUUCUCUUUCUCAAAAGGAAAGAAGAUGUUGUCUUGUCAUGUAUGAGGAAUUUGUUGGAGGAAAUAUGAUUCUUAUUUCAAUUUCUUAUUUCAAAAAAAUGGAAAUUAAUUAUGUGCAUCUUA